ACAAGAAGUUAGCCACACAAGAAGUUUUGUGGUUGUGGUGAAAGUAGUAGCAUCCCUCCAUUUUUAAGAUCUUUGAAACAAACUUCACCCCACUAACAAUUUAAUUUGGUGAAGUUUUGGAAAAUAAUACUCCGAUAGUUUGAAUGGCAUCAGUUGUAAUGACUUCUCUUCCACACUUCACCGGGCUUAGACCCCAGCAAGCUUCCUUCCCUGUUAAGACUUUGUCAUCAAGUCUGCCAAUGAGGGGCAAAGGAAAGGGUGCAUUGGGUGCACGAUGUGGUGAUUUCAUCGGCUCAUCCACUAACUUGAUAAUGGUGACCUCAACAACACUAAUGUUGUUUGCUGGAAGAUUUGGGCUAGCACCGUCAGCGAAUAGGAAAGCAACAGCUGGUUUGAAAUUGGAAGUAAGAGACUCUGGAUUACAAACUGGUGACCCUGCUGGUUUUACACUUGCAGACACUCUUGCUUGUGGCACUGUUGGUCACAUCAUUGGUGUUGGUGUUGUACUUGGUCUCAAGAACAUUGGGGCUAUUUAAAUUUAAUGUCUUCUUAUAUUAUGUGUUGCCUUGAGCUUGUAAAAUACUCAUUUUUAAAUGUUACUCGUAUUGUGCAUUAUGCAAUGUCUCCAUGUUUAUUCACAUUAA
Chenopodium quinoa (quinoa) is the source of this 644-nucleotide messenger RNA. RefSeq names its product photosystem I reaction center subunit psaK, chloroplastic-like. The record is from RefSeq and is a predicted model, not a curated record. The coding region runs from base 144 to 536 and encodes 130 amino acids. The transcript has 3 exons. NCBI's taxonomy places the organism in Eukaryota, Viridiplantae, Streptophyta, Magnoliopsida, Caryophyllales, Amaranthaceae. Gene Ontology annotation, cellular component: photosystem I; membrane. Gene Ontology annotation, biological process: photosynthesis.